GCGGCUCAAUAAAAAAACCCUCGUUAUUAUCUUGAGCAUAUAUUUCCUUUAAGAAGAUGGCGGCGAGUCAGGGAGGAGCGGCAGCCACAGCGGUCCUACAGGGCCAUCACUAUCCGGCCGGACCGCACUGGAGCGCGAGCGGCGCGCCGCCUCAACCCCAGCCGCCGCACACCGCGCGCAGCUUGGACCGCGCGCUCGAGGACGCAGCCUGCUCCGGAGUGCUGAACAUCAGCGGGAGGAAACUGCGCGACUACCCGGGACUCAGCUACGAUCUAACGGACACCACGCACGCAGAUUUAUCCAAGAACCGUUUUGGAGAGAUCCCCCCUGAAGUGUGUAUGUUCGCACCGCUGGAGUCGCUCAACCUCUACCACAACUGCAUAAAGAUGAUUCCGGAAGCCAUCGUUAACUUACAGAUGCUUACAUACCUCAAUAUCAGUCGGAAUCAACUGUCCGUGCUGCCCAAGUUCCUGUUCAAUCUGCCUCUCCGAGUCCUGGUGGUCAGCAACAACAAACUGCUGUCCAUUCCGGACGAUAUUGGCAAAGCCAAAGACCUCAUGGAACUGGACAUAAGCUGUAAUGAAAUUCAGGUGCUUCCUACUCAGAUGGGGAAACUCCAUGCCUUACGAGAGCUGAACAUCAGAAGAAACUGCAUAGAAGUCCUUCCCGAUGAGCUGUCUGAUCUGCCGUUGAUCAGGUUGGAUUUCUCCUGUAAUAAGAUCACAGAAAUCCCUCCGUCGUACCGUAAACUCUGCCAGAUCCAGCACAUCGUCCUCGACAACAACCCCAUGCAGUCCCCUCCUGCACAGAUCUGUCUGAAGGGAAAGAUUCACAUCUUUAAGUAUUUAAACAUGCAGGCGUGUCGGCUGGAGAAGAAGCCUGACUCACUGGACCUGCCUUUGGCGGGCAAACGCUGUUUAGCGCAGCAGCUGACAGACAGCAUAGAGGAUUUUUACCCCAGUAAGAACCAUGGACCUGAUUCGGGUAUUGGGAGUGACAACGGGGAUAAGAGACUAUCUACUACAGAGCCCUCGGAUGACGACACUAUCAGCCUACACUCUCAGGUGUCGGAGACGGCGCGGGCCGAAGCCCACUCUCUCCUCUGCAAGCUGGACUCGAACAGAGAUCAGGACCCGUACGACUUCAUUGACCCAAACCCAGAUGAAGACGUUGUUCUCUGUGAGGCCGACAUGCAGCAGAACACACCCUACGUCACCUGUAUAAAGGAGCUGGAAAGGGUUCUUAAAACGCACCAAAGCAAAGACAAGGAGAACUGGAAGGAGGAAUCUGGCUCAGAGAAAGAGCAGCUUGCCGAGGAAGAAGAUGAUGAGUUGAAGGACGUUUUGGAUCUUAGGAAGAUUGCAGUGCAACUGCUGCAGCAGGAGCAACAGAACAGCAGAUUUCUAAGUCAUUCUGGAGGAAGCAGCAAACAGAGAUCUCCCUCACAAACCGUUAGGAGUGCGUCACUGGAUGAGGGAAGCAGUUCAUCCUCAGCAAUGUGUGGACAGGAUGCCGACCUCACCGAUGAAGACGCCACGUUCUCUGAGCCCUCGUUAUCCUGCUCGUUCGACGGGAGUCUGAAGUCGGAGAACGGCGACAGCGAGCCCAAAUGGCCCGAGCUUCCUCCCAUCCUAAACCAGAAUGAAGACCGGAGACGAAACAAAUACCUGAGGAAGGACUACCUCAAGUACAAGUGCCAAAGUGCACGAAGAAACUCCACCGAGAACGAUUCUGAGGAAGGAUUGCAUUCCACAGAUUUCAGCACAACACUGACUGUCUUUGGCUUGAAGCCGAGAUCAGCCUUUUCCCGCAGCAGUAGCCGUCAGGAGUAUGGCUCGACAGACCCCAGCUUCACAAUGAGGAGAAAGAUGGAGCAUCUCAGAGAGGAAAUGGAGCAGAUACAGCUCUUGCGGCAGAACCUGGAGUCAAGGUUGAAGGUUUUGUUGCCCGAUGACGUGGGUGCUGCUUUAAUGGAUGGCGUUGUGUUGUGCCAUCUGGCCAAUCACAUUCGACCUCGGUCCGUGGCCAGCAUUCACGUACCCUCACCAGCAGUGCCGAAGCUGAGCAUGGCGAAGUGCCGGCGGAAUGUUGAGAAUUUUCUGGACGCGUGCAAGAAACUCGGAGUGCCCCAGGACAAGUUGUGUUUGCCUCAUCACAUCCUGGAGGAACGAGGUUUGGUGAAAGUCGGCAUUACCGUCCAAGCCUUGUUGGAUUUGUCGUCGUCCAAGCCAACUCAGACAUCCACCAUGUAGCACUCAAUCUGGGACAAAGUUCCCGAAAAGACAACAAUGAAAAAAAAAAAUCCAGGACAACCAGACAUUCCCUAGCAUCGUCCAUCCUGCCUUAUGGCCCUCUGCUCUGAGCACUCUGCUCUACCUUCUCUUUUAGCCUCUGAACUUCAGAGCUUUCUCUGAGCAGACUUAACGACUCCUGCUAGAAGCAACAACAAAAAGGUCUGCAACCUUCUAGCCUUAGUCCAAUGCCACACGAGCUACUGAGAGACCGGUGAGAACAAGAGCGAGGGACUGAGAGAUAAUGAGAGUAGUGCGUCUAGAAUAUUAUCCGUUGAAGUAGAGGACGACUGGACCUCAUCAAGGGUAGUGCCGCCCCACCCACCGCCCCUCUGUCUAUCUCUAUUCAGUUCUGUACAAAUGUUACACAAAUCAGCAAAAGGAAACAAGAUUUAUUUGUGUUUGUCGACAGUUAAAUGCUAAUCUAGCUAGCCAACACCACGUUCCAAACGCUGUGCGACGCUGCCAGCGUACUAUUUCAACAGUAGAGCAAGUGGUGGUGAGUUUUAGAUUUUACCUGUAUGAAAACUGGCUGCAUCGCCAUUAUUUAUUUGAAAACGUUACCGCUCAUUCUCAUAUUCUUCUUUAACUUCGCGACCCCCAACAAACGGCAGACGUCAUGAUAUUCCGAUGUUCUCAAAGGCGAACGGAAGCUUCUUCUCUUUCCCAACCUCUCACUGUCUCUCUUCCCUCUAUUCCCGUCCACGUUCACCCCAUUCUCCGCUACACCAGGAAGCCCACACGGACACACGCCUGGAAGAAUUCCCACAGCGGAUUGGCUGAUAUGGAGCACCGGGCGGACUUUCACACCCGAACGGAAUGCCCUCCUCCUGCAUGACGCCGCUAAAUCCACUCAAUUAGAGAAGUCCAGUAAUUUGUGCGUUUGGAAGAAUUCCGUGUACACGUGUAAGAAAGAAUUUGAAAGUUGUAGAUAGAAGAAGAACGCGUGGAGCGCACAGAAGAUAUUGAGGAUGGAUCAACAAACACUUGAAACGAGGCACAACUGGAUAAACUUUUUUUUUUUUUUUUCUUUUUAAUCGGGUAAAUGAUGUGAACUGCUUAUUUUUAUUCUUUUUAUUUAUUGUUAGUUGAAAUAGAUCUAUGCCCUGGAUCGUGGUUUUAAUGUUCAAU
Ictalurus furcatus (blue catfish) is the source of this 3422-nucleotide messenger RNA. It is a transcript of the gene lrch2, whose product is annotated as leucine-rich repeats and calponin homology (CH) domain containing 2. The record is from RefSeq and is a predicted model, not a curated record. NCBI's taxonomy places the organism in Eukaryota, Metazoa, Chordata, Actinopteri, Siluriformes, Ictaluridae. Bases 57 to 2252 code for a protein of 731 amino acids. The transcript is spliced from 21 exons. Gene Ontology annotation, molecular function: protein binding.